Messenger RNA from Mizuhopecten yessoensis (Yesso scallop), 1989 nucleotides. Its product is annotated as protein SMG9-like. The coding region runs from base 12 to 722 and encodes 236 amino acids. NCBI's taxonomy places the organism in Eukaryota, Metazoa, Mollusca, Bivalvia, Pectinida, Pectinidae. Gene Ontology annotation, biological process: nuclear-transcribed mRNA catabolic process, nonsense-mediated decay. The transcript has 7 exons. The record is from RefSeq and is a predicted model, not a curated record.
GACAGCCUGUGAUGAGUGCAUCAGUCUUGGACCGGAUGAUCCGCCAUGAAAAGAAGAUUGGUUCCGAGUACAGUACAGCAGAAAACUGCAUAGAGAUACAGUCACUCCAGCAAGCAGCCUUCUUAAUGAACAUUUGUCAUGUGGUUCUGGUGAUACAGGACUGGUUCACGGACACUAGCUUUCUUAGAUUUCUGCUGACUGCCGAGAUGCUGAAACCAUCCUCACCAUCCAGUAACCAUGACAACCCCAAUAGUGACGACUCCUCUGAUUAUUUUCCAAAUCUGGUUUUCAUACAGAACAAAGCAGUGUGGGAUCAUUUUAAUGUGGAAACAUUCAACUCCAUGCAGCAUACACUGAUGAAGGUCUUUGAAACAUCCAAGCUGAAAUACCGAGGGUCAGUGACGAUGGCCGACGGGAAAAUGCUGCCAGGACUCAACCGGAGAUCAGUUACGACAGACGUCAACUUGUACCCUCUGCCCCGUGUCGAUGCCACCAACAAAUCUGAUCAAGAUGCAAUCCUGACCCUGCUGCCCGAGUACAGAGGUUAUCCAAGCUUUACUACGCUGAUCAACGGACUUCGCCAGCAGAUCUACGCUCUCCCCAGAGAACAGCUUACCCACACAACACUGUCAGAGAAAAACUGGUUUCACUACGCUGCUAGGACAUGGGAUGCUGUUAAGAAAUCUCAGUUGAUGGCCGAAUACAACCGUCUUUUACACUGAGGAAUGACAGGAUCCAGAUACCAUGCUGCACCUCUGAUGAUAGAAAGCUUGACCAUCAUUAGAAAGCUUGACCAUAAGUGGGAGUCUUGAUUUCUGGUAAAAGGCUUAACCACGACAGAAAAGAUGGCCUUUGAUAUGCAGUUUGACCAACACGAGAUUGGACAGCAGACUAUGACCUGGCCACUGAUGAAAGAAUUGCCUUCGAUACUCAGCUUGACCAAAGAGUCCAGGGCUUGACCACUGGUAUAAAGAUUCACUAUAAACCAUUGACCAGAAGUGAGCCAGUGCUAUCUAGUCUGACCGACUACAAUCAGUUGUGUAUAAUGGACAGCUGGUCGAGGCAAGGUUUUAGCGUGGGGUGUGCAUUCCCAUCUGGUGGACACAAUCCUAACUAUGUACGAUAAAACAAGUUUACUACAAACAUUGUGACAACAGCUUGAUAAUAAGAAAACAUUUGUUUUCCCUGAUGAGAAAAUAUCUUACAACUCAACACUUUCCGGCUGUAACAAAGUUUCUCUUGGGUCUCCUCUGGUUUAUUAUAAGUGUGUACAAUACGAAAACUGUGACCAAAGAAGUGCUUGAAUUUAAUGUAUAGAUAUUAUCUCUCGCAGUAGUCAAAGUGGAUAUACAUGUAUUCUCAAUUCUAAAAAUUUAUAUGAGACAUUUACCAUGUGAAUUCAUUGCAUUUCCAAUUACACAAAGGACUUUUGACAGUAAACAGUAAUACUGGAAAUUCAAUCUCCCAAAUUCGUUCCAGGAAAUUUUAUCACAAAACUUUGACCAUAUGAAAUGGCAAUGUAGUAUAUGUAAAGAAUCUCUUAACAGUGGGAUAUAGUGUAAAGAUUCUUACAAUAAUUUGUUUUGAACACACAUGCAAUAUUUCUGUCAUACAGAAAAUUGGUAGUACAUGUAUCACUUGGUAAAUUAAUUUAAAAUUGCUAAAUUAUUCAAAGAUCCAAUGGAGAAAUGUUCAUGCAGUAGAAAACUAUAUAUAGUAACUUCAAUUAGGGCAGUCAUGAUUUAGCCCAUAUUAAAGUGCCAUAACCAAUUAAAUUAGAAUACCACUAAAAUAUGUAUGUCUAAUUUAUUGUAGUAAUUCAAUAAAGAUAAACAAGGUAUAUUAUACCCAGGAUUUACAAAACACUUGUCACAAUACAUCAUUGUGUAGGAGCCUAUCUAACAUCAAAGUGUCAAGACUAAAUGUGAAAUCAGUUGUGAUGUCAUGUUUUUGUUUCUUUUUCAUAAUAAAUUUCCUGUGGAAAAAAAC